UCCCUGCUUGUUGGUGCAAUUUUUGGUAUGGAAAUAUAAUUAUGAGUGAUUUUUCAACUUGCAAAUUACAGGUCUAGUAAACUCAUUUUUCGUUUGUUAAUUUUGGCAUGAACAAUGCUUUGGAAGAUGUUUCGAAUUUGCGGGGAAGCAAUGCGCAAGCUGAACUCACCGAACGCUUUUUUAGGGCUGCGUCGGAUGGCGAUGUGAAUGCCAUCCGAAACACGCUCAGCUUCUUUCGUUCAGUCUCGAUAGAUCAUAGAAAUGAUCAUGGCUGGACCGCACUAAUGCUCGCUGCAAGAAAUGGUCAUAAAGAAAUAGUGAAGUUUCUGCUAGAGAAUGGUGCGGAUCCUAGUUUAACUACUAGGACUGGCCAAAGUGUCACUGACAUUGGAACAUUCUGGAAUCAAAAAGGUGUUGUUGACACUCUUUAUAAGUUUUUAAAACCCUCAUCAUCUCGUUUGGAACAUGUCAACUAUUUCGGAACCAAUGCAGCCAAUAGACAGUCUUAUCAGCGGAAAGAUGUUCAAUACAUUGAGUCUCUUAAAACUUUGAGAUCAACUCGAUAUGCAGUUUUUGCUGAAUUGGAAUUAUUGAUCUCAACAAACAAGUCUAGUAAACCAUCAGUGUUGUUUCUGUCAUAUGACCAGUUGAAUGCAGUGGCUGAUAAAGAAUAUGAUGUCAUUUACAUUGGCAAAGGUUGCUUGGGAAAAAAUAGUGAUGAUUCUGGUAUUGAACCAGAUACUAUUGCUUAUUUUGCAAUUAACUACCGACAUUUUCCCAGUGAAGAAGGCUUUCCUGCGAAGGAAUUUGGCGGUGAAUUUUCUGGAAAAGGAUAUGCGACCAGAAUGAUGAUGUUACCAGUCGAAGAAUCUGGACUAGUUGCCCAAGCUCGCUCAAUUUUAGCGUGGCAUGAUCGAUACAGAUUUUGUCCAACAUGUGGAAGUAAAACUAAAAUGGCUGAAUCUGGAUACAAAAGAAGUUGCUUAAAUUCAGAAUGUAGAAGCCAUAAUGGUGUCCACAACACAUGUUUCCCAAGAAUUGACCCAGUGGUAAUCGUUCUGGUUGUGUCACCAGAUGGAACGAAAUGCUUGCUUGGUAGACAAGCAAGGUUUCCACCUCGUAUGUAUUCUUGCUUAGCAGGAUUCAUGGAACCAGGGGAAUCUGUUGAGGAUGCGGCAAGGCGUGAAGUACAUGAGGAAAGUGGUGUUGAAGUUGGUCGUUUGGAAUAUCAUUCAUCCCAGCCAUGGCCAUUUCCGGGACAGCUAAUGAUAGGUCUUGUUGGGUAUGCAGUCUCAGAGAAAAUAACUGUAGAUCAAGAAGAGCUUGAAGAUGCAAAGUGGUUCACGAGAUCGGAAGUUGCAGAAGCACUUGCAGGGGGCUUUACGAAAGAUAAAGGCCUCCUAGUUCCCCCAAAGCAUGCCAUCGCACAUCAGCUUCAAAAGGCUUGGGUCAAGAUGUCAGCUAAUCUAUAAUUAUCAGCAACAAUAAUUGAAGGAUCUAUGCAAAGGUGUCAUCAAUAGGAAAUGCCAGUUUUUUAUGAUAUAUAUGGCUGAGCAGUGAUAUGUCACCCUGCAUCUUUUUAUUAUUAAUGUAAUUGUAUAUAUAUAUAUAUAUAUAAUAAUGUUCUAAUUAUUUAUUAUCAAUCCCACAUUUUGACUUCACCGAAACAAUUAUAGUGGUUGCUUUUUCCUACCUCAUCUUACCCAAUGCAAAAAAACUCCGAUCAGGUCCUACAAUUAUAUUUACGACUUUCAUGUUAUAAACAACUAAAAUA
Molecule: messenger RNA, 1774 nt
Organism: Styela clava
Lineage: Eukaryota; Metazoa; Chordata; Ascidiacea; Stolidobranchia; Styelidae
Product: NAD-capped RNA hydrolase NUDT12-like
Biological process (GO): NAD+ catabolic process; NADP+ catabolic process
Cellular component (GO): cytosol; peroxisome
Molecular function (GO): protein binding; NADH pyrophosphatase activity; metal ion binding
Source: RefSeq, a predicted model, not a curated record